Molecule: messenger RNA, 3478 nt
Organism: Patella vulgata (common limpet)
Lineage: Eukaryota; Metazoa; Mollusca; Gastropoda; Patellidae
Product: GTPase IMAP family member 4
Exons: 3
Coding region: 133-1092 (319 amino acids)
Molecular function (GO): GTP binding
Source: RefSeq, a predicted model, not a curated record
UUAUAUCGUGCAUCUGCCUGGUGAUUUCAUUCAAGCAGACGACAUUCCUCGCUGAUAGUCUACACUGAAUUUUCACCUGCAGUUUAUAUGAUCAAUUUUUACGACACACUAUAAGCAAAAGAUUAAAGAAUUAUGACGUCAUCCAGAAUAGAUAAGGAAAUCAGAAUGGUUAUGGUCGGUAAAACAGGCGCGGGAAAAAGCGCGUUGGGUAAUAGCUUGCUGGGAAGACAUCACUUUGAAUCCAGUACUAUUGCAAGGUCUGUCACGUCUAAAUGUAAAUUUGCUCAAGGUAACCUUCGCGAUGGCACCCAGCUCUGCAUCGUCGACACACCAGGAUUAUUCGACACCAGGAAAACUAACGAAGAAAACACGAUGGAAAUAGCUAGGUGCAUCGGUCUGUCUUCACCCGGUCCACACGUCUUUCUCUUUGUCCUCAGCAUCAGCCGAUUCACCAAGGAGGAGCUGGAUACCGUAAAUCAUCUGGUAGCUGUCUUUGGACAGGAUGUCAUCAACCAUGUUGUAAUCGUUUUCACUGGUAAAGAGUCUCUGGCGUUCGAGAAGUUAACAUUGGCCGAUUAUCUACAGACCGCUCCACCGGAGCUCAACGAAUUAGUUCAUCAAUGUCGUUCACGCUGCGCCACAAUAAAUAAUCGUGCAGAUUACGCCGAGCUUCAAGCAGAUGUUGAUGGCAUUAUUAAUAUGGUGAGGAGAACCAUUCAUGACAAUGGCGGGUCUUACUAUACGGGAGAGAUGUACAGGGCGGCAGAAGAGGCACUCAACGAAAAAAUGAGGUUAAUCGACGAAGAAAAGCAUAGAAGGGAAAGAGAACUCCAAAAGAGACACGAAGAACUUGAACAACGGGAAAGAGAAAUCGAAGCGUCUGCUUCCAGGCGAACACAAGAGCAUGAGAACGAGAAGCAGAGACUAGAGGCUGAGUUAGAAGCACUGAAGAAUACCGAUACUCGUCAAGAAGUGCGACAAGAGGUCGAGUCAUCGGACAGUAUUGUUAAACUGAUAAUUAAGACUAUUGGAGAUGUUCUGACAGCCGUGCUGGCUAAAGCUGCUUCUGCUGUAAUAAAAAAAAAGUUGUAAUUCUUGAAUAGACGUACAUAAAAACAAUUUAUAUCCAGAUGUUAAUCAAAGUUUAGCUUGUAUCUUUUUUUAGUUUGCUGUAUUGUAACCUUUUAAUUUGCUUGAUUUGUUAUAUUUUUUUUCUAAACAAUAUUUAUUCACAGAAACUGGAUUGGAGAACAGGCAGAAGCCUAUAGAUCCCCUCUCCAUUUGUUAUAUAAACUUAGUAACAACAUAAACAGUGUUCCUGGGCAGUUAAUUGGUGAUUGAAAUAAUUGAUCCCACAAAGUGAAGUCAAAGAAAGUCAUAGACGAUAGUGUGUGUGUGUGUGAAAUAGCUUUAUGUAACGUCCGCUUCCACCGAGGUGAUAUCGCAGGCAAUAGACGAUAGUGUCUUAUCGAUCUAUACCGAUGCCCAAAAGAAAGUAUACACACUAAAAGAGUGACUAAGUUUUGUUUAGAUUAAAAACAUUUGAUAAAGCAUUACUGAGUUUGUCUCUUGCGUCCAAACUCAACAUUUCUAAGCAAAAUAAAAAUGUGAAACAAAUUGACAUUCUACCCAAAUACCGUAUUCCAUGGAAAAACGACUUUGGUUGAUGCAGCACAAAAUGCACAGUGUACUUUCUUUUGGACAUUAGUAUAUUUAUUGGGUACCACGACUUAACUUUAUCCGUAGUGUCACAAAGUGACUAAAGGCCUAGGCCCUGUUUUGCCUGAUACGCGAAUUCCUUCUCGUAUAUUAAAAAAAAUAAUAAAUGUGUGAAAUAUGAUAUUUAAUGGGUUGUAUCAUCCCAUAAAUUCUUAAUAAGAUAAUGUGAAAUAUAUAAUCCAGUAGUUUAUUUUAUAGUUUAUAAUCCAGUAUGGUUUUUUAAAAGCCCACAUUGAAAUGUGGUCGUAUAUUGUCGUCGCCGCCGUCCUUCGGUCCGUCUGUCCGUCCAUCCGUAAUUGUGGACGCUCUAGAGGCUAAAGUUAAUACCCGAUUGACUUUAAAUUUAUAUACAGUGUUUAAGGUCAUGAGACGAAGAUUCCUGGUGAUUGUCAACGAUUUCCGAUAAUUACUGCCAGAGUUAUGGCCCUUGAUCACUUUUGAAAUAUCUUGUGGCCGCUCUAGUUAAUACCUGAUUGACUUUAAAUUUAUACACAGUGUUUAAGGUCAUCAGAUUCUAGAGACUAAAGUUAAUGUUGGAAUAUUGGAAGCCAAGUGAUUUUCAACGAUUUUUGAUAAUUACUGGCAGAAUUAUGGCCCUUGAUUACUUCAAAAUAUGUUGCGGAUGCUCAGGCUAAAUUCAUCCGAUUAACUUUAGAUUGAUACACAGCUGUGAAGGUCUUGACUCAAAAAGUAUGUUGCUUUUCAGUGAUUUUUGAUAACUUGAACAGCUAAUUCCAUGAUAUUAAAUGUUUGUUUGCUAUACAUUACCUUGGGGCAGAACUAGAAGCCUAAACAAUUCUAAUGAUUUUCUAUUAAUUACUUAAUGAGUUUUUACUCUUAAUCAGGUCAUAGCGUAGGGUAUUAUUAAUACAUCAUUAUCGACAAAAGAAACAAAUAUGCCACAACUCUUGUUGAGUGCCCAGACGACUUUGCUGCUGUGGGCGUAUGUUUCGUUGCCUGGCAACCUAUCUUUAUCGGUUGUAUAACACCAUAAGUUCUUAAUAAUAUAAUAUUAAUGUGUUAAAUAUAAUCCAGUAGGGUAUUGAAUCCAGUAUGAUAUUUUGUGCGUUGUAUCAUUCCAUAAUCUCCUGAAAAGAUAAUACAAAUACAUAGUUUCUUUAUCCUUAAACACAUCGUUGCAAUCGGGUAUGUCCGAUUUUAAGUAUAUUAGAACGGUUCAGUCAUUUGAUGAUUUAAUCUAAAAUUGGUCCUCGAACAACCAGGUCAUUGUUUACAAUCAGUGCACACAUCUUGUCACACUGAUCAGCAGUGAAUAUUCGCUAGUGCGUCAUGAUAGGGAUGACGUCGAUGCGGCUUAAUGAGCUCCAAAUAUUAACUUUUUCCUUCUGCAAAUUAAAAUCUAGAACAUUUUUUUAAGCAUUAGAAAAAUAAAUAAAGGUGUUUGAAGUAUAUGUAGGUAAAAAAAAUGUCCUAUUUAGUGUAAAUGAGUAUGUAAAAUGAGUAAAAGGUAAAAGGCACCAUUCUGCUCGAACCAGUGACGUCUCAUGUAAACAAUGCACACGUCAUUGAACCAAUGAUUGACGCCGCGUGGUGUGGCGUCACAUAAUAAAGCAGAAAUCUUUUACAGAGCUAUUAGUUUUGGCAAUUCAGGCAUUUGGACACAGCUCACCAAAACACCGUCACGAAUGGAGGGUGAAAGUUAUUUUUAGUCUUUCUCUCACCUUCCCUUCCCCCCUUUUGCAUGGUGAUUUUUGUUGACGUUGUAGUUUAGAAUUGAAGAAAAGGGUUUGCAAAUACA